AUGGUUGCGAAGCGGCACCUUCAGUUUUUGGUCCUCUUAGGGAUUGCUUUGCUGACAUCCGCCAGCACAGCCACCGAUAACUUGUUUCCACUUUCGAUCAUACACAUCAACGAUAUCCAUGCGCAUUGGGAGGAAAUUGAUACGGCCAGUGUGACCUGUGAUCCGAAAAGUGAAGAGGCUGCCAAUCAGUGUCUUGGAGGGUACGCCCGAACGGUUACGAUCGUGAAACAAUUGCUCCAGUCUCGUACGAAUCCGGUCUACCUGAACAUAGGCGAUAACUUCCAGGGUACGCUUUGGUACAAUAUACACCGUUGGAAUGCGACAGCGUUCUUCCUCAAUCUACUCCCAGCGGAUGCUGUGACUGUUGGUAACCAUGAGUUUGAUGAUGGAAUUGCUGGUGUGGUCCCAUUCUUGGAAGCUCUCAAAUCGCCUGUUCUGCUAGUAAACGUAGACAACUCGAAAGAACCUUCCUUCAGCAAGUUCCGCCCAUCGAUGGUGCUGGAGCGUGCGGGACGAAAAAUUGGUCUCAUCGGAGUAAUUCUGCGCACCACGUACAACAUGGCGGACACGGGAGCACUACUGUUCGAGGACGAAGCAGAAACGGUACGCAAGGAAGCGGAUCGUCUUGCAGCCGAAGGUGUAGACAUUGUGAUCGUUCUCUCGCACUGUGGUCUCGAUGUGGAUCAUAUCAUCGCGGCGAAUGCGGGCUCAAACGUGGACAUUAUUGUUGGUGGACAUUCGCACAGUUUUCUGUACACGGGACAGAACGAUAAGAUUCCUAUGGCACCCGCCUCCGAGUAUCCGACCGUGGUCACGCAAGCCGACGGACAUCGGGUGUUGAUCGUACAGGCGUCGGCCUACACGAGAUUGGUCGGUGACAUUGUGCUGUACUUCGAUGAGCAGGGAAUCGUCCAGAAAUGGGAAGGUAAUCCAAUUUAUCUGUCGAACGAAAUCGUUCCGGAUGCGGAAAUAAUGGAAGCGAUCGUACCGUGGAAGGCGGCCAUUGAUGUGGUGGGCCAGCGUACGAUCGGCUCGACGGCGGUAGAUCUGUUGAAGCCACCGUGCAACUUUGGUGAGUGUGUUUUGGGAAAUUUGAUUGCCGAUUCGAUGGUGGAAGCGUUUGUACCGCUGGCGGAAGAGGGCCAUUGGACGUACGCAUCGAUCGCAGCGAUCGCCAUUGGUCGUAUUCGUCAGAGUCUAGUUCCUGGAGAUAUCUCCUUCAAACAUCUAAUCGAAGUGCUACCGUUCGAGAAUCAACUCAUCUGUUAUGAUCUGCGAGGCGAUCAGUUGGUCGGGCUGCUGGAACAUGGAGCCGAGCUGUCUUGGGAUGAGCAUCGGUUCAACGCAAAGAAUCUGAUGCACGUUUCCGGUUUGCGCGUCCGAUACAAUGUCACUAACCCGAUUGGAUAUCGAGUUCUUUCAGUCGAAGCGCUUUGUCAGGAUUGUUCCGAACCAAGUUACGCGCCGGUAGAAAUGUUUAAGAUGUAUCGUGUGAUCACCGUAUCGUACCUAGCCGAUGGUGGCGAUGGAUUCGAGAUAUUCCCAAGAUACGGAACGAAUAAGGUCGUUGCUCCGGUCGAUGAUGUACAGGCCUUCGAGGAAUACGUGAAGGCCCGAUCACCCGUUGCUCCCGUGCUUGAGGAACGUAUUCAAAUAUUCACCUAAAAUUGCCA
Molecule: messenger RNA, 1673 nt
Organism: Anopheles maculipalpis
Lineage: Eukaryota; Metazoa; Arthropoda; Insecta; Diptera; Culicidae
Product: apyrase-like
Exons: 3
Coding region: 1-1665 (554 amino acids)
Biological process (GO): AMP catabolic process
Cellular component (GO): plasma membrane
Molecular function (GO): 5'-nucleotidase activity
Source: RefSeq, a predicted model, not a curated record